Messenger RNA from Scomber scombrus (Atlantic mackerel), 2093 nucleotides. It is a transcript of the gene sptlc1, whose product is annotated as serine palmitoyltransferase, long chain base subunit 1. NCBI's taxonomy places the organism in Eukaryota, Metazoa, Chordata, Actinopteri, Scombriformes, Scombridae. The transcript has 15 exons. Gene Ontology annotation, biological process: sphingosine biosynthetic process; ceramide biosynthetic process. The record is from RefSeq and is a predicted model, not a curated record. Gene Ontology annotation, molecular function: pyridoxal phosphate binding; serine C-palmitoyltransferase activity. Bases 10 to 1428 code for a protein of 472 amino acids. Gene Ontology annotation, cellular component: endoplasmic reticulum.
AAGAUAAACAUGGCGUCCGGGCAGCAAUGGGUGUUGGUGGAAAUGGUUCAAGCAUUUUAUGAGGCUCCUGCUUAUCACCUGAUUCUGGAAGGGAUCCUCAUAUUAUGGAUUUUCAGACUUCUCUUCUCUAAGACCUACAAACUGCAUGAGACCUACAGACUGACAGAGAAGGAGAAGGAGGACCUGAUUGAGGAAUGGCAGCCUGAACCUCUUGUUCCUCCUCUUUCCAGAGAUCAUCCAUCGCUCAAAUAUGACGUUGUCACAGGCCCUCCCAGCCACAAAAUCAUAAUCAAUGGGAAAGAGUGUACCAACUUUGCAUCAUUUAACUUCCUGGGUCUCCUCGACAACGAGCGGGUUAAGCAAAAGGCUUUGUCAUCUCUGAAGAAAUAUGGUGUUGGAACAUGUGGUCCAAGAGGCUUUUAUGGAACUUUUGAUGUUCACCUGGAGCUAGAGAGUCGUCUGGCUAAAUUCAUGAAAACAGAAGAGGCCAUCAUCUAUUCGUAUGGCUUUGCAACCAUCGCUAGUGCGAUCCCUGCCUACUCCAAGAGGGGGGACAUCAUCUUUGUGGAUGAGGCAGCCUGCUUCUCCAUCCAGAAAGGCCUUCAAGCAUCUCGCAGCUAUAUUAAAUACUUCAAACACAAUGACAUGGAAGAUCUGGAGAGGAUGCUGAAGGAGCAGGAGCUGGAGGACCUAAAGAAUCCUCGUAAGGCUCGAGUGACCCGGAAGUUCAUUGUAGUAGAGGGGCUGUACAUCAACACUGCAGACGUCUGUCCUCUCCCUGAACUGGUGAAGCUCAAGUACAAGUACAAGGUGCGGAUCUUUCUGGAGGAGAGCAUGUCUUUUGGUGUGUUGGGAGAACAUGGCCGAGGGGUGACGGAGCACUUUGGGGUUAAUAUAGAUGACAUCGAUCUGAUCAGUGCAAACAUGGAGAACGCUGUGGCUUCUAUCGGAGGCUUCUGCUGUGGCCGCUCCUUUGUGAUUGACCACCAGCGUCUGUCAGGUCAGGGCUACUGUUUCUCUGCCUCUCUGCCUCCCAUGCUGGCUGCUGCUGCCAUAGAGGCCCUCAACAUCAUGGAGGAGGAUCCAGAUAUUUUUACUGUCCUGAGGGGAAAAUGCAAACAUGUUUACAACACGUUACAAGGAACUCCAGGUCUGAAGUUAGUAGGAGUACCGUUGGCCCCGGCUCUUCACUUACAGCUGGAGAGAAGUUCAGGCUCCAGAGACUCUGACAUGCAGCUGCUCCGCUCUAUUGUAGAUUAUUGUUUGGAGAGACAUGUGGCUCUGACCCUCGCUCGUUACCUGGAAAAAGAGGAGCGAUUCCUCCCUCUACCCAGCAUCAGAGUGGUGGUCACCAUUGAACAGACUGAGGAGGACAUCCAGAAGGCUGUGUCUUGUAUCCAGGAGGCAGCUGCAGCUAUUCUUAAAUGACCGCACAGAGUUCAUUCCUGCUCGAUGUAAGCAUCACUGGAGCUUUAGCAGCAGUCCAUCAGUGGACCGGGUAGUACAUCACUGUGAGGAGAACACUCCCAACCAGACACUCUCAUCCACCGUCUGUCAGCUCUACACUCUCAAUGUGUUCUGAGGAUCUUUACUGCUAAACGCACAUUUUGUAUCUCUUAGCUUUGCUUUUGUUUGUCUCUUAACAUUUUUUGCCUUUGUUCUCAUUUAUCAUGUGUCAUAUUCAUACUACAUGUUUUAUAUUGUUAUGAAUGUAAGUGUUGGCCUUUACCAGGACUGUCAUGAAUGAAUGAUAAUGGUUCCAAGUCACUAAUAAAGAAAAACAACUGCAGUGAAAACUAGACUUUAUAUCUGAUGACCAAAUGACUUGUUUUUAAUGUACUGACCAAAGAGUAGACACUGUGCUCAUGUUUUAUUUAAUACAGUAUGUCUGCACUGCUCCAGUACAUCAACUCUGAGACGGUUGUGAUAUUUUUAUGCCACUAGUUGUUUUCUCUGAAAUUGACACUUUUUUUUUUUUUUUUUUUACACCAGAUUAUUUUGUUCUUUUGUUUCCAGUUUACGUCUCUUUUGUUUGUGGUCGAUGCAUUUCUGACCCUUUUAUGAAACGUAAAUAUAUAUCUUAUUUAAAUGGA